AUGUCUCAUACCUUAGACCCUAAUGUUGCGGCUGUCCUCCCCGCUAAACAGGGCCAACUAACCAUCCAACAACGUCCUGUCCCAGUUCCCAAGGAAGGCGAACUACUGGUCCGCAAUGCCGCCGUCGCUGCGAACCCCUCAGACUGGAAGAUCCAAGCCCUCGGCCUCUCUACCAACUUUCCAGCUGUACUUGGUAGUGAUCUCAGCGGUGUCGUAGUCUCCGCGGGACCAGGUGUAACACGCUUCAAGCCCGGCGAUCGCGUCAUCGGGUUUGCUCUGGGUGUUAUAAGCGAAAACAUCGACAAGGCAGCCUUUCAAACCUAUACUCUACUUGAUGAAGUGGCGGUGACUCACUUACCCGACAACAUCAGCUUUAAGGAGGGUUCUGUGCUUCCCGUUGGAAUACUCACUGCGGCUAUCGCGGCGUUCGACGGUCUCGGACUGCCAAUGCGUGAGAAAGCUUCUAAGGAGGAUGGAGCGAUUCUGGUUUGGAGUGGUGCUUCGGCUGCUGGUGUCUCCGCAGUGCAGAUAGCACAUGCUCUGGGAUGGACUGUUUAUGCAACUGCAAGUCCCAAACAUCAUGGAUGGCUCAAGACCCUGGGCGCGACAGAUGCAUGGGACUAUCGCGACCGAGAAGUCGUGCAGAGGAUAGCUACAGCUUUGAAAGCUUCCGGAACAAAGAUUCGCGGCGUUAUCGACGCUAGAGCAGAAGGAAGCUCCUUCAGUUCAGUCGCGCAGAUACUGACCGCGGCUGACCUAACAACCGGAUGCAAGGCUACUGCACUGUUUCCAUGGCCAGAGGAAAUGUCGCUACCAGCUGGUAUUAAAGGACAUCACAUUAACUGCGUGGGGUUCACUGUCAUUCAUCCAGAUAUAGCAAGCUGGGUCUUCGGCGGCUGGUUGUCCAGGGCUCUCGAGGAUAGCAGGGUCAAGCCUGCACCGAGGGCUCGGAUUAUCGAAGGGGGAUUGGGGGCCGCACAAGAAAUGCUGAAUAUGCUUAGAGCCGGGGCAAGUGGCGAGAAGUUUGUCUUGAAGGUUUAA
Fusarium verticillioides 7600 is the source of this 1041-nucleotide messenger RNA. RefSeq lists its product as hypothetical. The record is from RefSeq and is a predicted model, not a curated record. Bases 1 to 1041 code for a protein of 346 amino acids. NCBI's taxonomy places the organism in Eukaryota, Fungi, Ascomycota, Sordariomycetes, Hypocreales, Nectriaceae. Gene Ontology annotation, molecular function: oxidoreductase activity, acting on NAD(P)H. The transcript has a single exon.